Phragmites australis (common reed) is the source of this 294-nucleotide messenger RNA. Its product is annotated as protein RADIALIS-like 3. Lineage: Eukaryota; Viridiplantae; Streptophyta; Magnoliopsida; Poales; Poaceae. The coding region runs from base 1 to 294 and encodes 97 amino acids. The transcript is spliced from 2 exons. Gene Ontology annotation, molecular function: DNA-binding transcription factor activity. The record is from RefSeq and is a predicted model, not a curated record.
AUGGCGUCCAACUCGAGUAAGGGCUCGUCGCCGUCGCCGUCGCCGUCGCCGUCGUCGUCGCAGUGGUCGCCGCGGCAGAACAAGCUGUUCGAGCGCGCCCUGGCGGUGUACGACGCGGACACCCCGGACCGGUGGCACAACGUGGCGCGCUACAUGGGCGGCACCAAGUCCGUGCAGGAGGUGCGGCACCACUACCAGCAGCUCGUCGAGGACGUCGCGCUGAUCGAGUCUGGCGGCGCGCCGUUCCACUGGUACGCCGCCGCGCCACCGGCGGCGACGGUGCCGAGAGGUUGA